Molecule: messenger RNA, 8324 nt
Organism: Manis pentadactyla (Chinese pangolin)
Lineage: Eukaryota; Metazoa; Chordata; Mammalia; Pholidota; Manidae
Gene: ZBTB21
Product: zinc finger and BTB domain containing 21
Exons: 3
Coding region: 1134-4313 (1059 amino acids)
Biological process (GO): regulation of transcription by RNA polymerase II; negative regulation of DNA-templated transcription
Cellular component (GO): nucleus
Molecular function (GO): DNA-binding transcription factor activity, RNA polymerase II-specific; RNA polymerase II cis-regulatory region sequence-specific DNA binding; protein binding
Source: RefSeq, a predicted model, not a curated record
UGUGUGUGUGUGUGUGUGUGUGUGUGUGUGUGUGUGUGUUUACAUUCCAGGGUCAAAUGUAGAUGCUUUGUUUUUCUAACUAGGUGUUCGCUUUGUGUUACACACGUUCCUUCCUUUUUCCAGUGUCAUGGUUAGGAUGGUUUAAGCAAUCUCCAACAUCCCAAAGGACUGGGUGCCCAGCGUUCAGUUUUAGGUUAAUGUUUUGGAUGUAAAGAGACAUUUUCAUAUGAAACUGGCAGGGUUUUAUGGGCUAGUCUUAAAGCAAAUUUAAUUUAUAAUGUUCCUUUGCUCUAACACCAGCCUCAGUUGUAAUCUCCAAAACUUGGGAGUCUGGUGAGGUUACUUUGUUCCCUUCCUAGCUCCUUUCUGGCCCCUCACUCACCUCCUAGUGACCUUUUACCCGAGCACUUAGCUGUGCUUGCUUCUGUUUAUGUCCCCAGAAUACUCUGUAUUCCAAAAUUGCCUGUCUUCCCUCCAUCCCCUUAAAAAUCUUAACUCCAACUGAUACAAUAUUGGUAUAAAGAGAAAGUUAUUUGCAUUGAAUUUAAUUUAUAUGAAGAUAUGAAUUCCCCGCCCCGUUUACCAUUUAGUGCCUGAGGAAUUUAAGGUCCUGGUAUGAAAUAAGUUUCUGAAUUCAGUUGUGAGGGCUUUGUAGCCAUUCUAGGGAAUUGGAACUUCAGGCAAGGCCAGCCUUCAGGAGUCUUUAAGCUUCGCCACAAUCAGACACUUGUCACAGCAAGUGUCUGUAGUGGAAAUGUGAAGAAUGGAACCUUUGGUAUCAUCAGAGCCCAGUGAGUGAUGAGCCUCAGAUCGUCCCUGAUGUCCCCAUUGUUCGCUCACUGGCCCUCCCACCCCGUUAGCUGCUUCCUGAAGUCAGUAUUCUCAUAGUCUUAACCAUCAUGUUUUACUUGUACAUGUCUGUCCUACCACAGGAAUGUGUACUGCCAGAGAAAAGGCAGCCGGUCACCUCACUCGUCUGCACCAGCCCCUCUCAAGAUACAUGGUCUGUAGCAGUGCAGGAACUUCAGGAAAGGAAGGGGGGACGGAAGUAAAGAAACAACAUGAAAUAGCAACAAUUCAGGCAGACUGUGGGAAGAUAUUUGUGAGCAAGGAUCAAGUGAUAAACCCAAGCGAUGGAGGGAUUACUGCAUUACAUCAACCCAGCGCACGCCAUUUCUCUCCUAAGUGCCCUCAAUGAGGAGCGCCUCAAAGGACAGCUGUGUGAUGUGCUUCUGAUUGUCGGAGACCAGAAAUUUCGAGCUCAUAAAAAUGUCUUGGCUGCCAGCAGUGAAUAUUUCCAGAGUUUAUUCACAAAUAAGGAAAAUGAGUCACAAACUGUAUUUCAGCUUGAUUUCUGCGAACCAGAUGCUUUUGAUAAUGUUUUGAAUUACAUUUAUUCUUCAUCUUUGUUUGUUGAGAAAAGCAGCCUCGCUGCUGUGCAGGAACUAGGCUACAGUCUUGGGAUUUCCUUCCUGACUAACAUCGUUUCUAAAACACCUCAAGCCCCCUUUCCAAUGUGUCCCAACAGAAAAAAAGUAUUCAUAGACGAUGAAGAAAACAGUUCUCAAAAGAGAAGCGUCAUUGUUUGUCAGAGCAGAAAUGAAGCACAGGGGAGAACUGUCACUGCAAACCUGCCUGACCUGAGCCAUAGUUCCCGGCCCUCACCUGGCGUGGCGCUCAAGACCAACACCAGUAAGCCUCAUGUUCCAGCACCAGUUGAGCCACUUCACUGUUUGUCAUUAACAGAAAAGAAUUGGCCCAAAGAUGGUCCUGUGGGCUAUGCAAAGGCCCUUGAGCAUUCUGGAUCUCUGGAAGACUCUGACAGAAGCACCCUGGUGAAGAGGAACACGGUGCUGCCUUCCAAGCCCCCACAAGAUUUAGAGGCUGUGGGUGGGAGGGCAGGGCUCAGCGGCCAGCUUCCCAAGGGAAAAGUCAUGGAGCUGGCCUUGAAAAGACCACGGCCACCCGUUUUAUCUCUUCGAAGCUCAUCAGAGACUCCCUAUGUACUGAAAGAAACUAACAAAGGAAGUGGUCCAGGCGAGGACAGAAACUUGUUGUACUACUCCAGGUUGGGGCUGGUAAUCCCAUCCAGCGGAGCCGUCUCUGGAAGCCAGAGUGUGGACAGAAGUGGCCCUCUUGUUAAGAGCCUCCUCCGACGAUCAUUGUCAAUGGACAGCCAGGUUCCUGUCUACUCACCCUCAAUAGAUGUGAAGCCUAACCAGGGGUCGUCCUCAGUGUCAAGCAAUGCACCAGGGAAUGUGUUCUGUGCUUUAUCUCAAAAGUCAUCUUCAAAAGACUGUGGUGAAAGGUUAGCCCUGGAUGACCGGCCCCCAGCCCUGCAGCCGCACCGCCUCAGGUCCUUCAGUGCUUCUCAGUCCACGGAGAGGGAGGGUGCCACCCCAGUGACCAAGGUUCAGAUCAAGAUGGAACCCCGCAGCCCACUGUCUGAGCCCUUGGACAUCAUCCGAGUCACCGUGGGAGACACGGCAGGGGCCUCAUCUGUCGCGAGAGACCUUUCUCUGAAAACAGAAGACGACCAAAAAGACAUGAGCAGACUCCCAGCAAAAAGGAGGUUCCAGGCUGACCGAAGACUGCCGCUGAAGAAGCUAAAGGCGGAUGAGCAUGGGUCUCCGGGGUCAGAAGAUAAUUUUGAGGAAGGUUCAAGCCCUACUCCCCUCGAUGCAGAUUUUCCAGAUUCUGACUUGAAUAAAGAUGAAUUUGGUGAGUUGGAGGGAACAAGACCAAACAAAAAAUUUAAAUGCAAACAUUGCCUUAAGAUCUUUAGAUCAACAGCAGGCCUUCACCGGCACAUUAACAUGUACCAUAACCCAGAAAAGCCCUAUGCUUGUGACAUCUGUCACAAGCGGUUUCACACAAACUUCAAAGUGUGGACACACUGUCAGACCCAGCACGGCAUAGUAAAGAACCCGUCACCAGCCUCUAGCUCACAUGCCGUUUUGGAUGAAAAAUUCCAAAGAAAGCUGAUUGACAUAGUGAGAGAGAGAGAGAUUAAGAAGGCCCUGAUCAUUAAGUUAAGGCGCAGCAAGCCUAGUUUUCAGGGGCAGAGCAGUUCCCAAGCACAAGCCAUCAAGAGGAACUUGAGAUCGCGAGCCAAGGGAGCAUACAUUUGUACUUACUGUGGAAGAGCCUAUCGCUUUCUCUCUCAGUUCAAACAGCACAUAAAAAUGCACCCGGGAGAGAAACCCAUUGGAGUGAAUAGAGUUGCUAAGCCUAAAGAGCAUGUGCCUCUUGUGAGUCCGGUAGCAAACAAGGAGGUUUUCCAGUGCCGCCUCUGUAAUGCUAAGCUCUCUUCUCUUCUAGAGCAAGGAAACCACGAGCGACUAUGCAGGAACGCAACCGUUUGCCCUUACUGCAGCCUUAGGUUUUUCUCGCCCGAGCUAAAGCAUGAACACGAGAGUAAGUGUGAAUAUAAGAAGCUGACCUGUCUCGAGUGCAUGCGCACCUUCAAGUCCUCCUUCAGCAUUUGGCGGCACCAGGUUGAAGUACAUAAUCAGAACACCAUGGCGCCAUCCGAAAACUUUUCUCUACCCGUUCUGGACCACAAUGGGGAAGUAACUGGUACCUCUAGGCCCCAGGCACAGCCCGAGCCUAAUAAAGUGAACCAUGUGGUCACCACCAAAGACGACGUGUUCAGUGAUUGUUCAGAGCAGGUGAACUUCGACUCAGAAGAUUCCUCCUGUCUCCCUGAAGACCUUAGCCUUUCAAAGCAACUGAAAAUCCAGGUCAAGGAGGAGCCUGCAGAGGAGCCUGAGGAGGAGGCACCCGAGGCCAGUGCAGCCCCCAGAGAAGCAAGUUCUAGCAAGGAUGCCGCCCUGUGGCCCUGUGAGAAAUGUGGCAAGACAUUCACGGUGCACAAGCAGCUGGAGCGGCACCAGGAGCUCUUAUGUUCCGUGAAACCGUUCAUCUGUCAUGUUUGCAACAAAGCUUUCCGCACCAAUUUCCGGCUCUGGAGUCACUUCCAGUCCCACAUGUCUCAGGCUGCAGAGGACUCUGCUCGUAAGGAAUCAGAAGUGUGCCCUGUUCCCACAAACUCUCCGUCGCCACCACCUCUGCCCCCGCCCCCGCCGCUGCCCAAGAUCCAGCCCCUGGAGCCCGACAGCCCGACCGAUGUGUCUGAAAACCUGGCUCCCGCUGCAGAGAAAUUGUUUGUGCCCCAGGAGUCAGACACCCUUUUCUACCACGCCCCUCCCCUUUCCGCAAUCACAUUUAAGAGACAGUUCAUGUGUAAACUCUGCCAUAGGACAUUUAAGACGGCGUUUAGUCUUUGGAGUCACGAGCAAACCCACAAUUAAAAGACCACCACCCCUCUCCACCUGUAAUGAAAUGGGAGACAGUCUCCAGAUUUCAACCUAAAUUGUGAAAUGUGUCAUAAGAAACAAUAUUUUUUAACAGUAAUAAAGGGUGGAAAUUGUCAUGCUUGAAUAUGAGCUUGAGGUAAACUGAUAUUAAUUAGUAUAUCCUUAUUCAACUUAGAAAAACUCUAAAAAAUAUUGUGCUUCUCUGGACCUUACAGUCACAGGAUGACUCGACUUCAUUCCCCUUGAAAUUUGGUUGACCUUGGUGGUCUGCAUGGUUCCUCACCCCAUGGUGGCAGUGUGAUCUUUUACUUGAGGUUGUUUUGUUUUUUUUGCUAAUUUGCAAUUAGCGAAAUGCUAUUAAAGUAUUUCUUCUUUUGAUUGUAUCAGGCACCCACGUUCUAGUUAAAUCUUAGCCAUGUUCUUCAGUCCAAAAUGUAUCAGGAAGAAGUGGAGUAGUUUGCAGUAUUGAUUUAGAGUUUAGAAUAUUUUAGCAAUAAAAAAAUGACAAACCUCAACUUUCAUAAGUUAUCCUAACACUUGAGAAAAAUAAAUAUUUGGUAUUUUGUGGUCAUGUAGAACUUUUUUUUUGUAUGAAAAUGUGAGAAAUUUAAAUCAGCAAUAGUAAUACUUAGGUUUUUUAUAAAAUAACAAAACUUGCUCUUGGGUCAUUUAAUGUAAUUAAUAAUGGAAGACUUGGGAAGUGGAAAUACUAUGAUUUCUGCAAGACCUCUAAGUCAGUUUACAAAAGCUUCAGUAGUUUUAGGCAUUGUAAUCAAAAUGGUUGCAUUAUGCUCUCUGCGUAUUACAGUUUUAAAUUCAGACCAGCAUGGAAGGACUGAAUGUUUGGUUUCCUCUGACUUAAGCUGUCACCAAUACAGUCUGAGUGUAUUUGAGACAGAAAACAAAAAUAACGUGUGGCAUUAACUUUGAAUUUAACAGCGUCCGUAUCACAGAGGUCAGGACAGAUAUUUACACAGAUCUCAAGCCCCAGGGUCAGUACAGCCACCUAAAAUUCCGAAUUACCAUUGACUUCUAGAGAUUUUAAGCUGAGGGAGAAACACCACAGUGCAGUCUCCAUGUUCUUUUCAAAAACUAUCUUACAUAUAGUAUGCGUUUCCUGCCUCUGUCUGGUGGUGAGUUCUGUUAGAAUUUGUUGGGGUUACUGCGGUAAAACGUCCAUAGUGACAUCAUUCUGCUUUAAGUCACUGCUUCAUAUUUCAUAAAUGUAUUAAAGUACCAUUAAGAGUCCUGAAUUAGUUCUGCUACUUUUUUGGGGCCCAUAGUGUUUUGGCUGCCCCCCCCCCUUUUUUUUUUUUCUAUUUUGAAGAAGUUGUAAUUAAAAGCCUUUCAGUAGGUGUUAUCCAAAUCUCAGUGGGGUGUUUCAAAAGGGAAAAUGUUUAUUUCACUUGUAAAGAGGAGGUUAGGUACAUAAAAACAGAAAUAUUAUUGAAACUACAAGAUCCUUUUAAGGUAGGUAAUAAUGGAUUAAGAUUCCAAUCUGUUUUUGUUUUUUUUUUACAAGCUAUUCUUUUAAAUAGAAACAUCAACUACUGUGACUAAGAAAUAAUUUGUUGAGUGCUUAAAGUUGUGCUCUAGCAGAAAAGAACUGGGGACUCAGCCGUCUUAUCACCCACAUUCCAUACUGACAGUAGGAGAGAUACUCUAUGGAAAAACAAACAUUUUUAUAAAGUACUAAUUGACUUUUUACAUUAUAGAAAUACAUAUGAAAUUUUGCCUUUUAUUAUUUAAGAACUAUCAAGAGUCCCAAAAUAUUUGAGUGAUUACCUGCUGUUUUGGUUCUUAAAUUUGAUGAGAAAGGAAAAUAAGUUGCAGUUACCGAUUUUUGCCAUCUUCAUUUUUUCUUGAAGAAAUCUAUGCAUUUUGAAGACAAAACUACAGCAUACGAUUUUAUGUGAAACAGGAUGGAUUAUUGUUCAUUGAAUUCAUUCCUGUGUAAUGAAUUACUCUGAACACCUUGGUGUCAGUUCCCUCAGAGUAAUCAUUUAACAGCAGUUAGAGUAUCUGUAAAAAUUCCAUGAUACACUGUAUCUUGGCAUUGUAAAUUCACUAUCCCUGGGCUUGAACCUUUAUGCUACAUUUUUGAAGGUUUUUUUUUUAUAAUGUUAAUCAGUAAAUAUUUUUGACCUAAAUAUAGUCUCUGCAUAUCUGUUGGAUUUUAAAACUUGCCCGUGUUUUGUCUUGUUAGCUCACAUUUUUGUCUAGGCAAGGAACAUAAGAUUUCAAUGAAAUUUUGAACCAAAAACAUUUAUAAUGCAGUUCUGGUUUUUCUAUUAAUUUUUAUACUGUAUCUUAUAAGCAUUAGGCUGAAAGAGUUUAUUUUGAUGGUCAAACAAAUAAAGUAUGCUUCCACUCAUAACUAUUUUCAAUGUUCAAUGUUAAGUAAAAUAAUGAGAGACAUGCAAAUUGCUUUAUUCAAUAAAUAGUUUUCUUAAGAAUGUUUAUUGCAGCCAGUAGGCAAAUACUUGGUGUAAGACAAAUUGAAACUCUUUAAAUCUUUAAAAUGUUUUUUCUGACUGUAAGUAAUUUUUUGAAAAUGUAGAAAGUUAAUUAUCUUUGUAAGUAUUCAGGAUGCCUACUUUUUUUGCAGUUGUGGAAAGAAUGUAAGAUGUUUUAAUAUAUUUGUUAAUCUAAGAGCUUGUUACUGAAUCACUUUCUUUGGGCAAGGGAGACACCGUAAAUGCAUUUUUAUCAAGAGUAAGCAAUGGAGGUAACUGCGUUUUUUCUAUAAUAAUAUUUCAAAAUGAAUAGAAUAUUCACCUGUAGAGCUAGUUGUGGUUAGUAUGCAUUUAAUUUUAUCAAGAUAUACAACUAACAGUUCAGCUGUGAUGUUACUUGGAUUUGUGUGGAGAUGUGCAUGGUUCUUGGUUUUCUUUUUGGGGAUGGAUUGUUACAGCCUUCUCUUCCUAAACAGGCCCCAGUACCCUGUACUAAAUCGGUGAUGAUCUAACCCACACCCAGCACCCAUUGGUGCUAAUGAGAGUAGAAGCUGAGACAAGAAUAAAAUGUGCCCAUUCGUGGAGGCAGGGAGUGUCCCCAGCCACUUGGACAGUCAGGGUGAGGAAGAGACAAGAAUGAACUGAUCUAAAGGCAGCCUUAGUUCCCUCAAAUUGUGUGUGUGUGUGUGUGUGUGUGUGUGUGUGUGUGUGAUGAAACCAUGAUCUAGAACUUUAGGAAGUAAUUUGAAUUUUCUUAGUACAAAAAUAAUUAGUUGUCAUGUGUAACAGGUUUCUUCAUAAAUUGCACUAACUGAUACUGGAAUAUUACAAGUUAGUAUCAGCUUCUGGUAUCUCACUGAUGCUUUUUGCAGUAAUUGUGAAAAGCAUUAUUGAUUGAAAUAAUGCUGACAACUUCUUUAACACUGGCUUUUUUAUUUUAAAAAUAGGGUUUUCUCUUGUGGCUUUAGCACUUUAAGAAGUUUGAUGUUUGCCUAAUUUGUAAUAUGCUUGUUAAGUGUUUUUCGGCAUUUUAUCCAGCACAUAGCACUUCCACAUGGCUGGGGAGAAAACCGAAUGGUCAGGGUUUAGAUUCUGGAGGAGAAAAAAUAAGUUAAUGCCGGGUCUUAAAAAUCCUCCCUUCAGUCAUGCAGGAACCAAAGUAUUCUGCAAAUCUUCACAGUAAUUAAGUCCAGUGCUCUUCAGUCAUUUACUAGUGCUGUCCAGAUUUUCCACAGUUAUCCUUGGCUAAUAAUUUUCAAAAGGUGACAUUAAUGCAACACUUUUCAAAAUUUUCAUUGAAUAAAUACUUACUGUUAAAAGAAAAACAAACAUGGUUUUAUAAUUAUUUUGUUGUCAUAUGCCUUAGAGUAAAUCAUUGUUCAAUUUUAUUUUGGAGUAAGCUGUGAGGGCUGAAAUUUCAUGUAAAAUAGAAUUUCUAUCUAAUGUUAAUCCAUUGCUUAUUUGUACGCAGGCAUUAUCUGUUCAUUUGGCUUAAAUCUUGACUAAGAAUGAUUGGAGUCAAUAAAUUUGUACUGUAUUUUGUUUUGAG